AUGGCAUCGGCUCCGCGCACAAACGGGGUGCAAUCGCCCGCGGUGGGAGUUGGACCAUCUUAUCGUCCUGCGGAAGAGAAGCCAACAGCAACUGUGUCGAGAGAUGUGCCGUAUGAGAAUGUUCAUGUACUUCCUCAAACGCCACAGCUCAUUGCUCUGCUUACCAUGAUCCGCGACAAAGAAACCGACCGAGCUGAUUUUAUCUUCUAUUCCAAUCGUAUCAUCCGUCUCCUGGUUGAAGAAGGCCUGAAUCACCUGCCAGUCGUAACGCAUACGGUCACAUCUCCCGUGGGGAAGGACUAUGUGGGCGUGAAAUUCGAAGGCAAGAUAUGUGGUGUUUCUAUCAUGAGAGCUGGCGAGUCAAUGGAAGAAGGAUUGAGGGAAUGUUGCCGGUCGGUCAGAAUUGGCAAGAUCCUGAUUCAGCGGAAUGAAGAGACCAGCAAGCCAAAACUCUUCUAUGAAAAGCUUCCUCCGGAUAUCAAGAGCCGAUGGGUAUUGCUCCUUGACCCGAUGCUGGCUACUGGCGGCAGUGCCAUCAUGGCCGUUGAAGUUUUGAAGAGCAAGGGCGUCCCUGAAGAACGAAUCCUGUUCUUGAACUUGAUUGCUAGUCCUGAUGGCAUCGAAAACUUUGCAAACAAGGUUCCAAAGGUGAGGGUGGUUACGGCCUUCGUGGACCAAGGUCUAAAUGAGCGAAACUAUAUUGUCCCUGGCCUGGGCGACUUUGGUGAUCGCUUCUACACUCUUUGA
This is a messenger RNA of Rhinocladiella mackenziei CBS 650.93, 747 nucleotides long. Its product is annotated as uracil phosphoribosyltransferase. The transcript is spliced from 3 exons. The record is from RefSeq and is a predicted model, not a curated record. Lineage: Eukaryota; Fungi; Ascomycota; Eurotiomycetes; Chaetothyriales; Herpotrichiellaceae. The coding region runs from base 1 to 747 and encodes 248 amino acids.